Molecule: messenger RNA, 627 nt
Organism: Dictyostelium purpureum
Lineage: Eukaryota; Evosea; Eumycetozoa; Dictyosteliales; Dictyosteliaceae
Exons: 3
Coding region: 1-627 (208 amino acids)
Biological process (GO): regulation of endocytosis
Cellular component (GO): endosome
Molecular function (GO): GTP binding; GTPase activity
Source: RefSeq, a predicted model, not a curated record
AUGGGUAAAUCAUUAUAUUUAUUUAAGUUUCUUAUAUUAGGAGAUGCCUCAGUAGGAAAGAGCUGUCUUUUACAUAGAUUUACAGAUAAUAGAUUUAAAAGUCAAUCGAGUCAUACAAUAGGUGUAGAUUUUGCAUCAAGGAUUAUUGAUAUUCAAGGUAGAGCAGUUAAAUUACAAAUUUGGGAUACUGCAGGCCAAGAAAGAUUUAGAUCGGUUACAAGAUCAUACUAUCGUGGAUCAUCAGGUGUAGUAUUAGUAUAUGAUGUUUCAAGCAGGGAAAGUUAUAAUCAUAUUAAUAAUUGGUUAUCAGAUGCCAGAGCAUUGGCAAGCAAAGAUGUUACAAUUAUUUUAGUAGGAAAUAAAGCAGAUUUAUCAGAAGAAAGAGAAGUUUCAUUUUUGGAAGCAUCAAGAUUAGCUCAAGAGAAUGAUCUUUUAUUUAUGGAGGCAAGUGCAUUAUCGGGUGAUGGUGUCGAAGAAUUAUUUUUAAAAUGUGCUCGUUCAAUUAUUACAAAAAUAGAUAAUGGUGAUGUUAAUCUUGAACAAUUAGGUGUUCAAAUUAGUGAAGGAGAUCUUUCAAAAAGAGGGAAUAACAGUGGUGGUGAUAGUAAUAAGUCAUGUUGCGGUUAA